Messenger RNA from Salvia miltiorrhiza (redroot sage), 1216 nucleotides. Its product is annotated as ras-related protein RABE1c-like. Gene Ontology annotation, biological process: protein secretion; regulation of exocytosis. Bases 426 to 1073 code for a protein of 215 amino acids. The transcript has 9 exons. Lineage: Eukaryota; Viridiplantae; Streptophyta; Magnoliopsida; Lamiales; Lamiaceae. Gene Ontology annotation, molecular function: GTP binding; GTPase activity. The record is from RefSeq and is a predicted model, not a curated record. Gene Ontology annotation, cellular component: plasma membrane.
AUUCUAGAGGAGUGGAAAUGUAGAAUAGUGUCAAUCCAAUAAUUAUGGGCCUCAUCCAGGCUGUCCCAAAUAUGAAAUAUCAAAUCAAACCAUAUAAAAAGUCCAAAGUUUCUUAUUUACUAAGUCACACACAUAUUCGCGACCCCUUCUUCUCCAUUGCCAAUUGCAUACUUUUAAAGCCAAAUUCUGCCAUUAAUUUAUUCAGCAAAUUGGAAUUCAAACAAUAGUGUGAAAAAUAAACCAAUAAAUAAAAAUAAAAAUAAAAAUAAAAAUAAAUUUGCAGAGUGCAACGACCGACCACUGCUGCUUACCUCCUCUUUUUCCUCAUUCCUCAUUUAUUAGAUCCAUCUUUUCUGCAUUCCCUCCGAUCUGGGUUUGUUUUGAGGAAUUUAUUUGAAAUAAAAACAUAAUAAAAUUGAAAUCAGAUGGCCGCUCCACCCGCCAGAGCACGAGCCGAUUAUGAUUGCCUCAUCAAGCUUCUCUUGAUCGGUGAUAGCGGUGUGGGUAAGAGUUGCCUUCUUUUACGUUUUUCUGAUGGUUCUUUCACCACCAGUUUCAUUACCACUAUUGGGAUUGAUUUUAAGAUAAGAACUAUUGAGCUUGAUGGUAAAAGAAUCAAACUGCAAAUAUGGGAUACUGCUGGACAAGAGCGAUUUCGUACUAUAACAACUGCUUACUAUCGUGGAGCAAUGGGUAUAUUGCUGGUAUAUGAUGUUACUGAUGAGGCAUCUUUCAACAAUAUUAGGAAUUGGAUCAGAAACAUUGAGCAACACGCCUCUGACAACGUCAACAAGAUAUUGGUGGGAAACAAAGCUGAUAUGGAUGAAAGCAAAAGGGCUGUUCCUACCUCCAAGGGUCAAGCACUAGCUGAUGAAUAUGGAAUCAAAUUUUUUGAGACUAGUGCUAAGACGAACAUGAACGUGGAGGAGGUUUUCUUCUCAAUUGCCAGGGACAUAAAGCAAAGACUCGCUGAAUCCGACUCAAAGACUGAGCCUCAGACCAUAAAGAUUACCCAACCGGACCAGAAUGCUGGGGCUGCUCAGGCUGCUUCAAAAUCAGCUUGCUGUGGUUAAGAUAGGGUGCAGUGAUCCCCUAACUCGACCAUUUUGUUAUGACAAUAUUGGUGUUACUUGUAUUUGCUAUUCCUCAAUUUUUUUAGAUGCUAAUAUUAUUUGUUUCUCAUUUUGGUAUGAAGAUGAAAUCUCAAUCUCAGCAA